This is a messenger RNA of Cinara cedri, 888 nucleotides long. The record is from the annotation of a GenBank genome assembly. NCBI's taxonomy places the organism in Eukaryota, Metazoa, Arthropoda, Insecta, Hemiptera, Aphididae.
AUGAAAGACGACCAGAAAAAAGGUUAUAUUUUUGAAGUAGAUUUGAAAUACCCUGAAGAGCUUCAUGAUCUCCAUUCGGAUUAUCCAUUGGCUCCCGAAAAUGUAUUUGAUAAUAAAGAAUUACCAAAAUUAACAACAACUCUAUAUGAAAAGAAAAAAAAUUUUCUACAUUAUAGUAAUCUUAGGCUGUAUUUAAGUUUAGGUUUAAAAUUAGAGAAAAUACACAAAGUAAUAGAAUUUGAACAUAAAGAUUGGUUAAGACCAUAUAUAGAAUUUAACACUAAUCUUCGCGCAAAAACAGACAAUGAAUUUGAAAAAGAUUAUUACAAGUUAAUGAACAACAGUGUAUUUGGUAGGACUAUGAUGAACACAAGAAACCAUAAAAAUAUAAAAUUAAUUAAUGAUGAUAAAAAAUUAGAAAAUCAAACUGAUAAACCAAAUUUUGAUCGAGCGACUAUUUUUAUAGAAAACUUAGUAGCUGUAAAUAUGAAAAAAACUAUAGUUAAAUUAAACUACCAAUUUAUUUAGGAAUGUCUAUUUUAGAUUUGUCUAAAACUCGAAUGUAUGAUUUUUAUUAUAAUGUAUUAAAAAAGACAUAUGGAAAAACAAUUAGACUAUCAUACACAUAUACAGAUUCUUUAAUAGUAGAAAUUACAACUGAUGAUUUUUAUACAGAUGUAAAAAACAAUAAACGACUUUUAAGUGAAUUUGAUUUUUCAGAUUAUCCAGAGAAUAAUAAAUAUGGAAUACCGCGAAUAAAUAAAAAAGUUCCAGGUAAAUUUAAAGAUGAAUUUAAUGGUCAAAUAAUGACAGAGUUUGUUGGGUUAAGAUCAAAAUUAUAUACAUAUAAAAUAUUUGAAAAUAAAAAUGAAAUUAAAAAAGCAAAAG